AUGUAUGACGAAAGCAGCAGCAGCAGCAAUAGUAAUAGCAGCAAAGAGUUGACAGACUCGAAGCAUUACGAUGCAGUCUUUAAUGAUCUGAUGCAAGAAUGCAAGCAUAGUGCCCCGGGUGCACGCCUCUCUGCAAAGUUGCGGACAGCUUUAGAAAGGAUGCCCCCGGAGGAGCGUCGCGCCGUGUGCAGUCGGACGCGCGAGGGCUGCGCUCCGCUGUUCGUGGCGUGUCGGCGAGGGAACGUGGAGCUGGUGGAGUACCUGGUGCACGUGUGCGCGGCCGAGCUGGAGCAGCGCGGGGUGUACGAGGUGCCGCACGACCGCUCCACGCACUCCGUCACGCCGCUGUGGUGCGCCGCCGUGGCCGGCCGCCUCGAGGUGCUGCGCGCGCUGGCCGACGCCGGGGCCGACCUGGACGCGGGCAGCGACAGCGGCUCCACCCCCGUGCGCUCGGCCUGCUUCAUGACGCACCUGGACGUGGUGCGCUUCCUGGUGGAGCGCGGCGCGGACAUCCACCGCGCCAACCACAACGGCGGCACGUGCCUCAUCAACUCGGUGCAGUCCGUGCCGCUGUGCGCCUUCCUGCUGGAGCGGGGCGCGCACGUGGACGCCCGCGACAUGCAGCACAAGACGGCGCUGCACUACGCCAUCCAGGAGCACCGGCUGGAGACGGCGCGCCUGCUGCUGGACCGCGGCGCCUCUCCCCACCUGCGCUCGCGGGCCGGCGACGACGCGCUGCGCACGGCCUGCCUCAAGGGAGCGGCGCAGAUCGCGGCCCUGCUGCUGUCCCGCGUGCGCUACUCGCCGGCGCGGACGGCCGACGCGUACGAGCUGUUGGGCGCCACGCAGCUGGACGAGUUCAACGACGUGGAGGCCGCGCUGGGCUCCUGGCGGCGCGCUACGGCCGUGCGGCACGCGGGCGGCGGGUACGUGGAGAAGACCGGCGACCCGCUGGACGAGCGGGCGGCGGGCGCGCUGGGCGGGGCGCGGGAGUGGCGCUCGGCCGAGGAGCUGGAGCAGCUGGCCACGGACGUGGACGCGCUCCGCACGCAGGCGCUGCUGGUGGCCGUGCGCGUGCUGGGGGUCGCUCACAAGGACACCGUGUUCCGUCUCAUGUACCGAGGAGCGUCUUACGCCGACGCCUUCCGCUACCAGCGGUGCAUCGAUCUCUGGAGCUGGGCGCUGCAGAUUCGUAUCGAGAAAGAUUCCCUGCUGUACACGGACACGUGCCACACGGCCAGCGCCCUGACCCGCCUGCUGCUGGACGCGGGCGGCGGGCGCCUGGAGCGCGCCAGAGGUCUGCCGCGCCACCAGGACGUGCUGCGCGUGUUCUCCCUGCUGGCCGACCACCUCCCCGAGUGUCGCCGCGCGCUGGUCGCCCGGCCGGUCCACAAGAAGCAGGCGGAGACGUUCGACCGCGCGCUCCGCUGCGUGUCUCACCUGCUGCACCUGCUGCUGCUGACCGCUCGCUCGGAGACUGAACACGAGGAGGUCCGCGCCCGCGUCCGCCGCCUGGUGUCCGCGGACGUCCGCAGCGCCCACACGGGCGACACUCUCCUCCACCUGUGUGUGUCGCGCCUCAACGUGGUCCGCUCCACGUACUUCGCGGACGAGACGGCGGUCCCGCCGGUGUUCCCGAGCGUGAAGGUCGUGUCGCUGCUGCUGUCGUGCGGCGCGGACGCCCGCGUCCGUAACGAGGCGCGCUCCACGCCGCUGCACGUGGCCGCCAUCCCGUACAACUUCUCGACGCAGCUGGUGGACACGCUGCUGGCGGGCGGCGCGCACCUCGACCAGCCCAACAGGUUCGGGGACUCGGCCGCCGAGCUGGUGGCGCUCAACCGGGGCUCGCGGGUGCGCGUGCUGCGCCACGUGUCGCUGGCCUGCCUGGCGGCGCGCGCGCUGCUGGCGGCCCGGCGGGAGGUGGCGCCGCACGCGCUGCCCAGGACGCUGCACGCCUUCCUCGACCUGCACCGACCAUGA
This is a messenger RNA of Danaus chrysippus (African queen), 1980 nucleotides long. NCBI's taxonomy places the organism in Eukaryota, Metazoa, Arthropoda, Insecta, Lepidoptera, Nymphalidae. The record is from the annotation of a GenBank genome assembly.